AUGUCGCCCCGAGAUCGAACAGCGCGCAUCGAGACUUUCACCUUCGCGGGCGAAGCGCCAAGGCCGCCGGGCGAGCACCGUUGCGCGUACUUCCGCGGCGCGUGCCGCCGCGGUCGUACGCCGCUUUUGUUUUUGCAACGCGUUUUCGACAAAGCGAAGGCAACGGUACACUGCUGCACCGGGGCACACGCAGAGUCGACUAUGACGAUA
Messenger RNA from Iphiclides podalirius (scarce swallowtail), 210 nucleotides. NCBI's taxonomy places the organism in Eukaryota, Metazoa, Arthropoda, Insecta, Lepidoptera, Papilionidae. The record is from the annotation of a GenBank genome assembly.